This is a messenger RNA of Pteronotus mesoamericanus, 1782 nucleotides long. RefSeq names its product ETS-related transcription factor Elf-2-like. The record is from RefSeq and is a predicted model, not a curated record. Gene Ontology annotation, biological process: cell differentiation; regulation of transcription by RNA polymerase II. Gene Ontology annotation, molecular function: sequence-specific DNA binding; DNA-binding transcription factor activity, RNA polymerase II-specific. NCBI's taxonomy places the organism in Eukaryota, Metazoa, Chordata, Mammalia, Chiroptera, Mormoopidae. Gene Ontology annotation, cellular component: nucleus.
AUGGCAUCAGCAGUGGUUGACAGUGGAGAUUCUGUUCUGGAGCUUUCCAGCAAUGGAGUAGAAAAUCAAGAGGAAAACGAAAAGGUUUCUGAAUACCCAGCAGUGAUUGUGGAGCCAGUUCCAAGUGCCAGAUUAGAGCAGGGCUAUGCAGCCCAGGUUCUGGUUUAUGAUGAUAAGACUUAUAUGAUGCAAGAUGUGGCAGAAGAACAAGAAGUUGAAACUGAGAAUGUGGAAACAGUGGGUGUAUCAGUGCAUAGCAGUAAUGCACACUGUGCAGAUAAGACAAUUGAAGCUGCUGAAGCCCUGCUUCAUAUGGAAUCUCCUACCUGCUUGAGAGAUUCAAGAAGUCUUGUGGAAGUGUUUGUCCCUCCUUGUGUGUCAACUCCAGAGUUUAUCCACGCUGCUAUGAGGCUGGAUGUCAUAACAGAAACAAUAGUGGAGGUGUCCACUGAAGAGUCUGAACCAAUGGAGACCUCUCCUGUUCCUACAUUACCGGACAGCCAUAAACUGAUGAAAAAGAAAAAAGUUGGCCGUAAACCGAAGACCCAACAGUCACCAAUUUCCAAUGGGUCUCCUGAGUUGGGUAUAAAGAAGAAACCCAGAGAAGGAAAAGGAAACACAACCUAUUUGUGGGAGUUUCUUUUAGAUCUACUUCAAGAUAAAAAUACUUGUCCGCAGUAUAUUAAGUGGACUCAGAGAGAAAAAGGCAUAUUCAAGCUUGUAGAUUCAAAGGCUGUCUCCAAACUUUGGGGAACACAUAAGAACAAGCCAGACAUGAACUAUGAAACUAUGGGAUGGGCUUUGAGGUAUUAUUACCAAAAGGGUAUUCUUGCAAAGGUUGAAGGACAGAGGCUCAUAUAUCAGUUCAAGGAUAUGCCCAAAAACAUAGUGGUCAUAGAUGAUGACAAAAUUGAAACCUGUAAUGAAGAUUUAGCAGCAGCAACUGAUGAAAAAUAAUUAGAACGGGUGUCACUGUCUGCAGAAAGUCUGCUGAAAGCAACCUCCAUUCGUGGUGGGAAAAACUCAUCUCCUUUAAAAUGCUCCAGGGCAGAGAAGGGUGUAGCUAGAGUUGUAAACAUCACUUCCCCUGGUCAUGAUGCUUCAUCCAGGUCUCCUACUACUACCACAUCUGUGUCAGCAACAGCAGCUCCAAGGACAGUUUGUGUCGCAAUGCAAGUUCUUGUUGUAAUGACAUCGUUGGGUCAGGAAAUUUCAACUGUGGCAGUUCAGUCAGUCAAUGCAGGUGCACCGUUAAUAACCAGCACUAGUCCAACAACAGCAACCUCUCCAAAGGUAGUUAUUCAGACAAUCCCUACUGUGAUGCCAGCCUCUACUGAAAAUGGAGACAAAAUCACCAUGCAGCCUGCCAAAAUUAUUACCAUCCUAGCUACACAACUUGCACAGUGUCAACUGCAGACAAAGUCAAACCUGACUGGAUCAGGAAACAUUAACAUUGUUGGAACCCCACUGGCUGUGAGAGCACUUACUCCUGUUUCCAUAGCCCAUGGUGCACCUGUAAUGAGACUAUCAGUGCCUACUCAACAGUCAUCUGGCCAGACUCCUCCCCGAGUUAUCAGUGAGGUCAUAAAAGGGCAGGAGAUUAAAUCAGAGGCAGUGGCAAAGAAGCAGGAACAUGAUGUGAAAACUUUGCAGCUGGUACAAGAAUAAAAACCAGGGGAUGGAAACAAGACAGUGACCCAUGUGGUGGUUGUCAGUGUGCUUUCAGCUAUUGCCCUUCCCGUAACUAUGAAAAUGGAAGGACUAGUGACAGGAGAGAAAUAA